Messenger RNA from Linum tenue, 3152 nucleotides. NCBI's taxonomy places the organism in Eukaryota, Viridiplantae, Streptophyta, Magnoliopsida, Malpighiales, Linaceae. The record is from the annotation of a GenBank genome assembly.
AAUCUCCAUAUAAACACAAAAAAGAGUAUAGUAGAAAAUCUCAUAAUAACUAGCUACUUACUAAUUAUGUAAAAAGAGAAGAGUAUCGCUUCUGCCACAUACACUAUUACUUCUGCUACGACUGCAACUACAACUACUACCCUACUAGUGCUUAACUUAUAACCUCAAACCAAUACAUACUUAGCAAUCCAAUUCUUCAGGCAUGGGCAUGAAACGAGAACCCACGUUUGACAUUUCACAUUCAGAGAAGAACGAAUCGCUAAUUAGGGGUGGCUGGGACUUUGGCUACUCUUCCUCUUCCGAGGUUGAGGUCCACUCAUCAUAUUCAAAUCUUUCAUGGUCCUUCUUCUCACUUUCGCCAAACUUGCAAACUCCCUUAGGAGGAUGGUGGAAACGCAAUUUCCCUCCUAGUCUCCACGGGCAGUAAACACAGCCCUUGCCAUUAUCUGCGAGCAACAAAAUCAUGGUUUUCAUCAUCAUCAUCAUCAUCAUCAUCGUUAACUCACCAAAGAACACUAUAACCUUCCCCGUAGAUUGACUCAGUCUCAGCGAAAAACAAUCGAAUGUCAGAAGGGUUGUAUUGCCCGGCGGCGGAGGACGAACCAUCAAUUACAUUGACAGACUUGGCAGUAAAGAUGGCGUGGACGAUAAGGGUACCAGGAAACAGAAAACACUUGCUGAAGAUGGGUUCAUCCAGCUCAAAGUUUGAGCCCUAAUUCAUCUCAUUGUAGUAUUUCAGACCCGCUGUUCCAGCACGGGUGACUUGGUUCUUCAUGAUUCGUUCUCGUUCAGGAUCAACAUGGUCCUCAUCCUCGGACCACCUACAAACCCAAAAAAACAUACUCUCAAAUCAAAUGAUGAACCGCAAAACCAAACAACAGCAAAACUUACAACGCAUCGAUGUCGGAUCCUAUCUCCACCACGCUGUCCUCGUCAUCAGAAACCUCCCACGGCAGACGAGCCGGAGCCGGUUCUCCCCCACCCACCUGUUGAUCCGACGCUGAAAUUGGCAUCGGCGGUUCUCCUCCGGCAGGCACUUGAUCAUCAUGUUUCUCCCAACGUCAGGUGCUUGUCAAACUCGGUGAAUCCACCAGCUGCGAUGGAGCAAGUGGCUGCUACGAUGGAACAAGUUAAGCUGCUUACUUCAGUUAACGAUCAACAUGGAGGAGUCAUAGUGGAGUUGUCUGAACCAAUUGACUCAGGGAUCUUUGCUUCGAUGCUCAGAAUUUCGAUCAGCGAAUGGAGAAAGCUGGGUAAGAAGGGGGUAUGGAUCAAACUUCCCAUUGAGCUUUGCAGUCUUGUUGAAGUUGCAGUCAAGGAAGGAUUUUGGUAUCAUCAUGCAGAGCCAACAUACUUGAUGCUUGUUAGUUGGCUCCCUGGAGGUGCUCAUCCUCUUCCACCAAAUGCCAGCCAUAGAGUCGGAGUAGGUGCAUUUGUGAUGAAUGAGAAAAGGGAGGUGCUAGUCGUCCAGGAGAACAGUGGAAUAUUUCGAGGAACAGGAAUCUGGAAGUUCCCUACUGGAGUUGUUGAAGAGGGAGAGGAUCUCUGCACAGCUGCUGUAAGGGAAGUCAAAGAGGAAACUGCUAUCGAUGCAGAAUUCAUGGAGAUUUUAGCUUUCAGGCAAACCCACAAGGCGUACUUUGAGAAGUCGGAUUUGUUCUUCCUGUGUAUGCUGCGACCCAUCUCUUUCGACGUCCAGAGGCAGGAAGCAGAGAUAGAGGCAGCAAAGUGGAUGCCCUGGGACGAAUAUGUGGCUCAGCCAUUCGUGCAAAAGACUGAAUUCGUGAAGCACAUUAGUGACAUAUGCUUGGCAAAGGUUGACGGGGACUACACCGGGUUCUGUGCCAUUCCCACUGCUUCUUCUGGUGGUCAAAUGGGCCAUGUGUACCAGAAUGCACAAGGCCGGAGAAGGUAGUACUGCAGAGUCCUUUGAGAAGGAAGGAAGAUGUCAAACUUCUAGUUUAUAGAAGACGCAGUAUUGGUUGGUUCUUGAUUGAUUGGGAGUUACUCAUUCGGCAAUAAGUUCAUUUCAUUCCAGUUUGCGGCAAGUGAAGGGGACAGGCCAUGUGAGCUUGGUUGCUAUAGUCGCAUUGAAGGCGGAGAAGUCAUAUUUACUGAUCGCAACUUGAGGCUCUUUAAGCGUCUAAUAUCUGAAGAUAUUGGAGAGGAUCUUAAUCAAGGCUUUGAUACUUUCAUUGAAAAGAAAGAUUUGGGCUCUGAAGGGUUCGGCGACCUCCUUGGUUGUAUAAGGGAAAAGAAUAUUCCGCUGCAAAAUAUGCAUUUCGUGACUUUCCGGAACAACCUAAAUAAGCAAUGAUUGGUGAUAUAUUUCUAGAAGUGCGAGGUUGUCUGAAAUCUUUUCAUCAUCUGCUAUUAUCUGCCGUGUAGAGUAGAUCAUGCAAACUGCUUAUAUUCGACACGAGCCAUGGGAAAUGGGGGUGCAUAAGAGGAAUGGAGUUGUGUACCUUGAUGUACAUAAACUUCCUGAACGACCCCAGAGUGAGUUCGAAAGAAAGAGGUGUUACUGGGGAUAUUGUUUUGAGACCUUAGCCACUGAAGAUCCAGGAAGAGCUGAUGGAGAACCUAUACAUCAUGUUGAUGCCAACGUGGAGUAUUGUGCUAUGUUUAAAACCAAGUUAGGGGCUCAUCGCAUAUUGAUGGGUGCUGAAAUGGAUUGUUGCGAUUCUACUGAUGAUGGAAGGAGGUUUUAUGUGGAGUUGAAGACAAAUCGUGAGUUGGAGUAUCAUACAGAGGAAAAAUUUGAGAGGGAGAAACUGCUCAAGGUUUGGAUUCAAUCAUUCUUAGCUGGGGUUCCUUACAUCGUGAUUGGAUUCAGGGAUGAUCACGGCCGACUUGUACGAACAGAGAGGCUAAGAACUAAAGAUAUAACACAAAGAGUGAAAAUGAAGAACUACUGGCAGGGAGGUGUCUGUCUAGCGUUUGCAGAUGAGGUACUAUGCUGGCUCUAUGGAACAGUGAAAGAAAACGAAGAUUACAUACUGCAGUUUGCGCACCCUUUCAUGCGGUUAGAGCUUCUACAAGCGCAAUCUUGCCCCGAAGCUAUCACUAACCAUGUUAGUCAGUUGUGAGAAGCUCGUGUAUAAAGAACCUUCGUACUUUUGUAUGGCCUUCAAUAUGAAAGAUCAUCCAUA